Messenger RNA from Ostreobium quekettii, 321 nucleotides. The record is from the annotation of a GenBank genome assembly. Lineage: Eukaryota; Viridiplantae; Chlorophyta; Ulvophyceae; Bryopsidales; Ostreobiaceae.
AUGCAUCAGUUUGAUUUGUGCUUUAACUGCUCUUGCUCGAUCAUCGAAGAGGCUGAGAAGAUGAUGGAGGCUGAUGGUGUCUUGUACAACAAGAAAACGCUGAUGUUUCUGUUUGAGCAGAUGCAAAAAAUUCAAGAGGGUGGAAGACACUCAAUUCAGACAUCUGACAGGAGGAUAUCCGAAGCGCUUGAUCCGCUGAAAGCAAGUUUGCUGUUGGGGGUGAAGCUGAUUGGGCAUCAUUCCCAGAGGUAUAUGCAUCAGGUCAUGUAUCCCAUCUGGGAGGCCAAGCGCCUCGUCAAGAGAUGUUGUGAACAUUUCUGA